AUGGCUAAAUCUCUUCAUAUUCUAGGCUACUGCAUUGCCCUGCUCAUAGCCUCGUCUGGCCAAACCACAGCUCAAUCCAUCAUCACCUCAAAACCUCUACCACCAAGUCAAGACCCGUGGUACAUAGCCCCAGAAAACUACACGGCCGCCGUACCAGGCGACAUCUUGCGCCUCCGCGAGGCCCCAGGCGACUUGUGCUCCAUCGUCGCCAACUGCUCAGCGGCAUGGAACAUCCUCUACCGCACAACAGACAACGACCAAAGCGCCACCUGGGCAGUGACCACACUCCUCGCCCCGCCCAUCGAAUACAGCAGCACAUCCUCCAAGAAGGCCCUCAACAAGGCCCUCCUGUCCUAUCAGCUCGCCAUCGACUCCCCAGCCGUAGACCAACAGCCGAGCUACCUGCUCUACACCCCCAACGCCACCGACCAAUGGGUUGACUUCACCGCCGCCCUGGGCCGCGGCUGGUUCGUCAGCGUGCCAGACUACGAGUCCACCAAGGCCGCCUUCGGCGCCCCGUUUCUCGAGGGCCAGGCGACGCUCGACAACAUCCGCGCCGUGCUCAACCUGGCCCGCGCCCGCCCCGACAUCGGGCUGGCAGGCGGAGAGGACGUGCGCUGCGCGGUGUGGGGGUACUCGGGCGGCUCCAUCGCCAGCGAGUGGGCGGUGGAGCUGCAAGGGCUGUACGCGCCGGAGCUGCCACUGGCGGGUGCCGUGCUGGGCGGGCUCGUGCCCAACUUCACGACUGUCUUCUACGAGAUCGACGGCACCGUGUGGGCAGGCGACAUCCCCGCCGGCGUCGUCGGCGUGACGGUCGAGGACGCAGCGGCGCGGGCGUUUGUGCUGUCUAGGCUCAAGACAACCGGGCCCUACAACGCGACCACGUUCCUGUCUGUGCUCAACAACUCCGUGACCGAGAACUUUGCCGUCUUUGCGGGCCAGAACAUCUCGGACUACUUUGUCGGAGGGGUGGCGGACAUGUUCGCACCGAUCCUGCUGGACCUGUACAAUGCCGGCCAGAUGGGCCUUCACGGAAGACCCGGCGUGCCUCUGUUCCUGUACAAGGCGAUUGCGGACGAGUUCACCCCCAUCUACCAGACGGAUGAGCUGGUGGCGCAGUUUUGUGCCGAGGGGGUGGAUGUUUUGUACGAGAGGAAUACGGUGGGCGAGCAUGUGAGCGAGCUUGCCAAUGGGCAUACAAGGGCCCUGGACUAUCUAAGCAUGGUGUUCGAGGCCACAAUUGGGGAUCUGUAUAGGAACCAGUCGUGUAUCGUGCGCAAUGUCUCGGUAGUGGACAGCACUGGAGCAGUGCUCUGA
Messenger RNA from Cryphonectria parasitica EP155, 1317 nucleotides. Its product is annotated as LIP-domain-containing protein. The record is from RefSeq and is a predicted model, not a curated record. Gene Ontology annotation, molecular function: triacylglycerol lipase activity. Lineage: Eukaryota; Fungi; Ascomycota; Sordariomycetes; Diaporthales; Cryphonectriaceae. The transcript has a single exon. The coding region runs from base 1 to 1317 and encodes 438 amino acids. Gene Ontology annotation, biological process: lipid catabolic process.